This is a messenger RNA of Mya arenaria, 3608 nucleotides long. RefSeq names its product receptor-type tyrosine-protein phosphatase kappa-like. Gene Ontology annotation, biological process: protein dephosphorylation. The record is from RefSeq and is a predicted model, not a curated record. The transcript has 16 exons. The coding region runs from base 34 to 1917 and encodes 627 amino acids. Lineage: Eukaryota; Metazoa; Mollusca; Bivalvia; Myida; Myidae. Gene Ontology annotation, molecular function: protein tyrosine phosphatase activity.
AUGUUCUCAUAAAUUUUACAAUAUUUCUAACAAAUGUGUGCUUUUGGAAAAGUCAUGUUAUCUGAAUGUGACGAUAUUUCAGACGAAGAUGAUGCUUAUGCAAGGGAAGCCGCAGUAAUAUUUGAAGAAAAUGGAGGUUUUUAUUAUAACAACGCUGUAGAAAUUAGCAAAAUCAAAUUGCAAGUAACCGAUCUACCGAAAUAUGUACAUAGUCUAUAUUUGAAUGACCUAGAAGAAGAAUUUCAGAAAAUUCCAUACGGUCUUGUAAAAGCCUAUGGUGUUUCACAAACGAAACUCAACAUGCACAAAAAUAGGUACAGAGGAAUCUACCCGUAUGACGAUACGCGAGUUUUAGUUCGCGGUGGAGAAACAGACUACAUUAAUGCAAGCUUUAUAGACGGAUUCAGAAGGCGAAAUGCAUAUAUUGCUACAUUGGGUCCAAUGGCUAAGCAGCUUGGCGAUUUCGGCCAAUUCUGGCGAAUGGUCUGGCAACAGAAAGUGGAGAAGAUUGUCAUGGUGACUAACUUGGUAGAGGGAAAGAAAACCAAAUGCGAGCAAUAUUGGCCGGAUCAUUAUCAAAGAAAUAUGUACGGCGAUAUAAAGGUUGUGUGCAAGGAUGAACAACUGUACAAAGAUUUCAUUUGGAGACACUUUACUCUUUUUAAGAAUUCGGAAAAAAGAAGUAUUCAUCAUCUACAGUUUACGAGCUGGCCAGACAAGGACAUCCCUGAUGAUGUUACAGCAUUUAUAGAGUUUAGACACAGGGUGAAUGCCUUGGCGAGUACCUUCGAUGGACCAAUAGUUGUGCAUUGCAGUUCUGGUGUAGGGAGAACAGGAACCUUCAUAGCACUAGACAUUCUUACAAAAGAGGGUGAGGCAGAAGGAGCUAUAGAUAUCCCGGGAUGCGUUAUUAACAUGAGACAAAACAGACCCAACAUGAUUCAGACUUUGAGUCAAUACAAGUAUAUUCACCAAGCUUUGGUCCAUACAUUGACUCCUGAUUGUGUGUUUAUAAGAAGAGAGCACUUCAUUCAAUAUAUGGACAAAUCAAGUAAACAGGAGAUACAGGAGCAGUUUGAGAGAUUGCAAUCGGAUCAUGAGAAAAAGUCGGAUAAGGAAUUGUUAGCUACGAAAGAAAAUCGGCUCCUGGCAAAAAAGUACAGGAAACACACGGAUAUGCCAGGUGACUCCAACAGACCGCAUCUAAAUUUGUUGAUGAAAACAGACGAAUCCGAUUACAUCAAUUCGAUAUACAUCGACAGUUUUAAAACAAAAAACCGCUUCUUGGUUGCAAAAACACCUCUGCCUGACACAGUUUACGAUUUCAUUGCACUUACUCUUCAAGAAAACUGUUCCUGUAUCGUUAGUAUGGAGGCAAACCUGGAAAUGCAUAAGGGAAUAGGCUUAUACUUUCCUGGUGACAAUCAAAAAAUGAAGGCGGGAAUAAUUUCCGUACAAUCAUACACAGCUCAAAGUGCAAGACACUUCGUUAAAAGAAUGCUGCGUUUCAAGCAAGAAGGAACGCCCAAGAAAGAUGUGACAAUUCCACACUUUCAAUAUUUGGACUGGGAUACAAAGAACAACGUUCCUAAGUCGACAGAAUGCUUUCUUGCCUUCAUCAAAGAGGUUGAAGCCGUAUCCAAAUCCUCUAACCUGGGUGGACCGAUACUGUUGCAUUGUUUAAACGGUGCUGGAAAGAGCUGCCUUUUUUAUGUUGUCUCGAUAUUACUUGAACAAUUGGAUAGAGAUGAUGUAGUCAGUGUGGUCAAUGCGGUGAAGAAAAUCAGAUCUAGACGACCGCUUGCUAUUCCAAAUAAGGAACAGUUUUACUUCUGCUACGAGUGUGUUCUCCAUUCCGCGAACGAAACAGAUAAAGCUGUGUAUUACAGCAUAUGUAGGGAUAUCCAGAGAAAAUGAACACGGCUGAACAAUUCGGAACAAUGGCACACAUAAGGUUGAUCUUGACUUGAAAGUAUAUACGUUUGUUAUUCAUAUGAUGACACUCUUCUGCAUCACCUUCAUGACAUAAUAACAGACCACUAGUAUUUCACCUGUCAAUAUAAACAUUGUAUUGUAAUUCUCAUUGUAUUUGGUUGCAUAUAUUAAUGCUUUUAUUAUUUUUACCAUAUUGUAGGGUUUUUUCUUGUUAUAAUUUUGAAUUAUUCUCUAUAAAUUUCGCCCAAAUUUCACAAAAAAACUUUAGUGUAUCUCACUAUCUUAUUUCGUUUAGCAAAAUUCUUUACUUAAAUAUGAUUUAAUAGAACAAAAAGUAGUUUAUCUUAUUAACAAGUACUUUAUCUGAUUGCUCUUAAAUAGUAUGUCCUUAUCAAACAUCAUUUCUCUUUAAAAAGAGAAUAUUACUCAAUAUAGACCAAACAAAGGUAGUGUUCUGGGCUUGAUCCGGUUAUAAGGGUCUUAAGAUGUUUCAUGACAUUGGGGCGCAGAACGUUAUGAAACAGUCAAGGCUUUAUAUGCGAGCGUACAGUAUCAACAUGUGUAAUUGAUAAGUAACAAAGAUGUUGCAAUAUAUGCACGCUACUUAUUGUACGGUAAGCUUGCCUAUAUGUUACAAAAUACAUACUACAUCAAAUCCUCGUGAGUGGAAUUAUUCAAAUUAUUAUUAUUAUCAUGUAGUUAAUGUAUAUACAAAUAUGUUAUAUUGUGUUUUAAUGGGCUUUGUACAUACUUGGAAUACACAUUACAUUUGUAAUUUGUAAAAAAAUAGACAUAAGGAAUAAAAAAUAUUAUUUGUUGUUGUAUUUAACAAGGUUUUUACGUAUGUUAAAGUGUUUUAAGCUUUUAUAUGUAAUAUAGCAUUUCAAUUGAAUUUCCGUUUGUGUUUUAUUGUUAAAUCAGGAAAUGUAUUGUAGGAGCAGAUGUGCACGCAAUAGUGGCGUUUAUGAAUUAUGUGCAGUACUGUUGCUUAACAGCUUAUAUUACUAUAAUUAUGUAUUGUAGAUUUGUAAGAAAUUAUGUACCUGAAUUCCUUAAUUUUCUAAAUACUGUCAAUAGUCUAAACCAUGAACUUUAAAUAAUUUGUAUUUUUAAAUAACCUUUAAAUAGACAGUCUCUCAAGUGUCAAGACAGCCAUCGAUUGAGCAUGCUAUAUAUAAUAUUCACUAGGGGUUUAUCAUAAUCCUGAUCUAAAUAUAGAAUAUCAUUCAAUUAAUACAUUCAAUGUAUUUUAUUUAGUUCUUAGUUUUUUUUUUCAUAUUUUCAUUAAUUGACGAAUAUGACGGGAAUCAAUCAAUUGAAAAAUUCCGGUUGGGUUCGUAUUGUAUUCAUUGCCAUCUUGAUUGUUGUUGAAUUUAAAUGGAAAACAAUCUAUUGACUUUUCCGGAAUCAAAAUUUCCACUUGCUGUAAAGAUCAAUGUUGACAGAAUAUUGCCAUAUGUUUCAAUAGGGUUCAUUGCUUAUUAUGUUGAAUUUUCCUUUAGGUAAUUUUGUUUUUACUAUGAUAUCUUUUAGAAAAAAACACAACUAAUAUCCAUGUCAAUAUCCAUUGCAUUGACACAAUUGCAUAUUUAUUGAUAUGCUUGACCAACAGUCAUUAUGACCUUAUCAGAGCAUAUUAUUUUUGUAUUUCAGUUCUCUCAAUAAACGUUCAC